Messenger RNA from Suillus discolor, 575 nucleotides. RefSeq lists its product as uncharacterized. The coding region runs from base 65 to 307 and encodes 80 amino acids. NCBI's taxonomy places the organism in Eukaryota, Fungi, Basidiomycota, Agaricomycetes, Boletales, Suillaceae. The record is from RefSeq and is a predicted model, not a curated record. The transcript is spliced from 2 exons.
AUUCAAUCUCUUACCAGUCCGUCUAUCAACGGCUUGCCUCAUUAGACGGGCUGGUCACCAGUCUAUGUGUUGGUGUCUGCGUUCGUUGAUGCAUGUUUUCAUUUGUCCCUGUCUGCCUGCACAUAUCCUUACCCAUUCACAAAUGCUGAUGUGUUCCGUCCAGCUGUACUCGGGCCGUGGCUCAGAGCGCUCAGGCCAGAGCCAGGCCAAAGCCGCGGCUUUCGAGCCAAGCCGGGGUCACGUCGUCGUCGACGUUACGUGUAUGAUCAAGGCGUCUGAUUCACUUCUCGUUACGCGCCCAAGUUGAUCAUACACGUUCCCCUCCGUUUCAACCGCCGCAUCAAUUGCUCUCCCAUCGAGUAAUCUCCCAGAGUCUUUUGAUCUGUAAGGAACGUUACUUCGCUGACUACGGAACUCCCUUUGUACCACCGGCUAUGGACUUUGUACCGGUUUGAAGUGCUACUAUACCGUCUAUGGUGUUUCGGUCGAACCGCUACAGCCACUCACUUAGAUAUAAAAGCACGUCCUUACUUUCAGUAUUUACAGUGAACAAUCCAUCUCUCUUGAUCCAUCAA